This is a messenger RNA of Vigna radiata var. radiata (mung bean), 1515 nucleotides long. RefSeq lists its product as uncharacterized. Lineage: Eukaryota; Viridiplantae; Streptophyta; Magnoliopsida; Fabales; Fabaceae. The transcript has 3 exons. The coding region runs from base 1 to 1515 and encodes 504 amino acids. The record is from RefSeq and is a predicted model, not a curated record.
AUGCUAUUCUAUGAUAAUGAUUAUGGAAAGAAUGAUGGAGCAUUUGUUGAAUGCAAAUUUUGUGGGAAGCCAAGGUAUCAACAACACAAGAUAGGAGCAAGUUCUAAAAACCAAGUUCCUGUUAAAUCCAUGUUCUAUUUUCCAAUAAUUCCAAGACUCCAAAGAAUGUAUGCCUCAAAAGAAACUACAGCAGAAAUGACAUGGCACCAUCACAAUAGGUCGUCAAAUGGGGUUUUGCGUCAUCCAUGCGAUGGAGAGGCGUGGAAGCACUUUGAUAGAGUACAUCCUGAUUUUGCCAUUGAGCCACGCAAUGUUCGACUUGGUUUAUGCUCUGAUGGUUUUAAUCCAUAUGUUCAAGCGUCAAAUAUACCAUAUUCAUGUUGGCCAGUAAUUGUGACGUCGUACAAUCUUCCUCAAGAUAUGUGCAUGUCUAAACCGUACAUGUUUUUGACUUGUCUCAUUCCGGGGCCAUGCAAUCCAAAGGUAGGCAUUGAUGUAUACCUAGAGCCCUUGAUAGAUGACUUGAAAAAGUUAUGGAGUGGUAUCCUAACAUACGAUAUUUCAAGGCGACAAAACUUUAUCAUGAGGGCGAUGUUAAUGUGGACAAUUAAUGAUUUUCCUGCUUAUGGUAUGUUGUUUUUACGAAAUGAACAUGCCUUUAGGAGAAAUAGGAAUGCUUUCAAAAAGGGGGAAGUGGACAUGGAAGAUGCGCCACCUUAUUUGACGGGAACUGAAGUUUGGAAUAGAGUUAAUGGUUAUCCUAAAGUAACGCAAAAUGGUGCACCACCAAGAAUAGAUGGAUAUGGUGAGUGGCAUAAUUGGACGAAAAAGAGCAUCUUUUGGGAUCUACCAUAUUGGAAGGAUAAUUUGUUAAGGCAUAAUCUUGAUUUGAUGCAUAUUGAGAAGAAUUUCUUUGACAACAUUUUUAAUACCGUGAUGAAUGUCAGUGGGAAGUCAAAAGACAAUGAAAAGGCCCAAAUGGAUUUAGGUUUGUAUUGUAGACGAAAAGACUUGGAGCUCAAAACUCAUAGUAAUGGAAAGAUGUUCAAGCCAAAAGCUAAUUAUACACUUUCAGUAGACCAAUCAAAACAGGUCUAUCAUUGGUUGAAAGAUCUUAGGAUGCCUGACGGAUAUUCUUCUAACUUGUCGCGGUGUGUUGAUGUGAAUAGGGGAAAGGUCAUUCGGAUGAAAAGCGAUGACUGCCAUGUGUUCAUGGGAUAUGCUAAACGUUCAGUUAAGAAUAAAGCUAGAGUUGAAGGAUCUAUUUGCGCAUCAUAUUUGCACAAAGAAACAACUCAUUUCUGUUCCCACCACUUCAAGAACUUUAUGUUAACACAACAAAGAAAUAGAAAUGAAGUAGACAUUGAAAUUGAAAGGACAACAUUAUCAGUGUUUGACCAAGCUGGUCGUCAUUCCGGGAGGGAAUCAACUCAUUGGCUAAGUGACGAAGAAUUGAGAUCAGCUCAUGUUCAUGUCUUGAUCAAUUGCAAUGAAGUUCAACCUUAUCUUGAGUAA